This is a messenger RNA of Amphimedon queenslandica, 2446 nucleotides long. Its product is annotated as DDB1- and CUL4-associated factor 6-like. Bases 34 to 2340 code for a protein of 768 amino acids. The record is from RefSeq and is a predicted model, not a curated record. Gene Ontology annotation, cellular component: Cul4-RING E3 ubiquitin ligase complex; cytoplasm. The transcript has 10 exons. Gene Ontology annotation, molecular function: protein binding. Gene Ontology annotation, biological process: positive regulation of transcription by RNA polymerase II. NCBI's taxonomy places the organism in Eukaryota, Metazoa, Porifera, Demospongiae, Haplosclerida, Niphatidae.
UAAAUCUCCGCCUUCCCAUAGCAACAACAAGUUAUGUGUCAGCCUCAGGGUAUUGGUAUUUUUGAAUGGACAAGAGCACGGAGGACUGAGACAACUUCUUUUUAUAACCACGUGGACCCAUUCAAAGGAUCACAUUAUUUAGCUCAGAGACUCUCAAAUUCAGCAAAACUCACUGGCCAUAAUGGAUGUGUGAACACUGUCUCGUGGAAUGCUGAUGGAUCUCGUCUUCUCUCAGGAUCUGACGACUGUCAUUUAAACAUAUACGAUGUACUAAAGAGAAAAUUACUGCUCUCAUUUCAUUCCUCUCAUCGCUCAAAUAUCUUCAGUGCCAAAUUUUUACCUUCACCAUGUGACUAUAAGUGUGUAUCUUGUGCUGGCUUGGGAUCUGUUGAAUUCUCAGAAUUUACUCCGUCUGGUGACUAUCUUCCUCAUUCCUUCAAUUGUCAGAACUCUAUCACAUAUCAGGUAACUACAACUCCUUGUGAUCCUAAUGAAUUCCUAACCUGUGAGGAGAGAGGGUACGUCCGUUUGUUUGAUCUGAGGAUAAAGUCAUCCUGUUCUUGUGAAGGCUGUGAUAAGGAUGUCCUUUAUGCAUUUCCAUGCGGUGUGACAAGUCUAUCAGUCCAUCCCCUGUCUCCUAAUUACUUAUCCCUGGGAUUAGGUGAUGGUACGGUCUGCCUUAUGGACAGGAGGGUCACUGGGUACAAUGGGCCAGAGGCCUCACAUCAAACUCCUACACUAUUAGGUACCAAGGCCUGCGUGAGUCGCUUUAAACCAGAGUCUCUAUCAAAGAAACCUUUUAAGAUAACGAGCCUCCAGUUUAACGAGACUGGAUCAGAGCUCCUCGUCAAUUACAGUGAAGACUAUCUUUAUUUAUUCAGUAGUUGCUUGAUUGGUUGUGGUGGGGAUAUUAAUACUAGGGUAAGUAGGCCCUCGUCAUCCCGUUAUACUGCUAGUCGUAGCGAAACCCGUCGUAAAGAGAAUACCUCAAGUUCUUCUGCUUCAUCUAAGAGUAACUUUACGCCACCGACCAAAAGGCUUCGGCUUCGAGGUGACUGGUCGGACACUGGGCCUGACGCUCGCCCGGAAAAUACUCAAGAAAGAGACGAGGAAGAAAGAGAGGAAGGGGGAGAGAGCGAAAGUAGAGGCAGUCGCAGUACAUUCAUGAAUAGAAUGUCUCACUUGUUUGCACGUUGGAUUGAUGAGUCACUUAGUUCUAACAGUAGUAAUCUGACUAGUGUACCAUCCACUGGUGGCACAGUGAACUCUACCCGAGAUGGUGAAGUGAGCUCGGUACACAGUGAGGACUCUUCAUUUCAGUUAUUCAGUGAUGAGGAAUCUGAUGAAGAGUCUUCAACAGGUGAUCCUAAGACACCAACAGCAUCACUGACCACUGCAAUGGCAUCUUGCAGUACAGACUCACCUCACAAAGCAAGGCCAGGUGUGAGUACUAGUGAUAGAGGGAGGGAGGAAGAGGAGGAAGAGGAGGAGAGAGGAGAGAGAAGAAGAGGAAGAGAGAAGGAAGAAGAGCCCAAUAAAAGAGGAAGAGGGCAAUCAUAUACUCGGGCAAGACAAGUGACUCGAUCAGCUAGUGAUGGAUUGGCAAGCCCAUUGAGAUCAUUAGCAGUAAGAACAUUAGAAGAAGAGGAGAAGGAGGAGGAUCGUGAAGUAACUCCUAACCCUGGAAGAGAGAACACUGAUGGUGGCUCAGUAGAAAAUGAUGCUUCUACUGGAGCUAGAGUUUCUAGAGGAGGCAGUAGAAUACAGCUAGUGGAGGGAGAGAGUGAUAGUGAUGACCUGAGAGAGGAGAGAGAGGAAGAGAGAGACUACUGUUCAAUUAAUGAUGAGAUUGAUGAUGAAGAACAGGAGAAAGACUUGAAAGUCAUCAAGUCAAAUAACCAGCCACUGAUGAUGUACCAAGGACACAGGAACGCUAGAACAAUGAUAAAACAAGCUAAUUUCUGGGGUAAUGAUUUCAUUAUGAGUGGGAGCGAUUGCGGACGGAUAUUUGUAUGGGACAAGUGGACUGGGGAGAUUGUUAAUGCACUAGUUGGCGACUCUCAUGUUGUCAAUUGUGUACAACCACAUCCUUGCUCCUGCUUAUUAGCUACAAGUGGUAUAGAUUACGAUAUAAAGCUAUGGGAGCCGGUCUCUGAUGAUCCCUGUGACUUAAGUGAUCUUGAUAGCAUCAUACUCCGGAAUGAGACGAUGCUUCAGGAGAGUCGGAACACGAUAACCGUCCCUUCGUCGUUCAUUCUUCACGUGUUAGCUUAUCUCAAUCGUAGGAGGAGGAUGAGAGGUGAAGAAAACAAUGCAACAGAUGAAGAAGAAUCAAAUUGAUUUAUAAUAAUGAUAGCAAUAAUAAUAAUAAUAAUUAUAAUUAUGCAAAUAUUCAUUAUGAUUAUUGACGUUAUUUUUUAUUAUUAAGAAGUGUUAAUAACAUAAG